CCAGAAUUUAGGAAAACCACAAGCACAGGUGUCAUGGCCGACGAGCAGCCCUCUCAGUCCUGGUCCAACGACAAGGAUGACUACGAGGUGGGGGAGGUUAUCGGGAGAGGUGCCUUCACCGUUGUCCACGCGGCCUACUGCAAGGCCACAAAGGAGAAGGUGGCCAUCAAACGCAUCAACCUGGAGGGUCAGACCUGUAUGGAUGCACUACAGACAGAGAUCCAGUCUCUGAGCCAGUGCCGCCAUCCCAACAUCGUGUCCUACCUGACCUCCUUCCUGGUCAAGGACGAACUGUGGCUGGUGAUGAAGCUCCUCAGCGGUGGGUCCGUGUUGGACAUCAUCAAACACAUCAUCUGUCGAGGCGAGCAUCAUAAUGGAGUGUUGGACGAGGAGAGCAUCGCCACCAUCCUGAAGGAGGUCCUGAAGGGGCUGGACUACCUCCACCAGAAGAACGGACAAACCCACUUGAACUUGAAGGCGGGGAACAUUCUUCUAGGGGACGAUGGGUCCGUGCAAAUUGAUGACUUCCGGAUAAGCGCCUUUCUAGCAACAGGGGGUGCUGUUAAGAGGCACAAAGUCAAGAAGACGUUUGUGGGGACACUGUGUUGGAUGGCCCCAGAGGUCAUGGAGCUGGUGUGUGUCUACGACCUCAAGGCCGACAUCUGGAGUUUUGGAAUAACUGCCAUUGAACUUGCCACGGGGGCACCACCAUACCACAACCUGCAGCCUAAGAAGGUCCCAAAGUUGAUUUUACAGAAGGACCCCCCCAGUCUGGAGACGGGCGUCACAGACACGACCAUGGUGAAGAACUACAGCGAGUCCUUCAGGCACAUGAUCUCCCUGUGUUUACAGAAAGACCCUGAACUGCGGCCCACGGCUGCCCAGCUGCUGGAACACGAGUUCUUCACAAGAGCCGUGGACAACAGGUUCCUGCAGGAGAAGCUUCUACUGACGGGUCCCACCGUACCAGAGCACUGCGUUCCCAGCCUGAGCGGCACCCACCACGGGACGGAGGCCAGCUCCUGGGAGUGGAGCGACGACGAGCCGGAAGACGACAGUGAGGAGGAAGGGCGGAGGGAGGAGGAGAACGCUGCGGCAGACUCCCCCAAGAGUGAGGAGCAAACAGGUGAGGACCCUCCCACACAAACAGAGAGUCCACCACACUCACCCGUACCGCAGGAUCCGGCGUUAGCCUGCGAUGACGCUGCCAUCAGCCUCAUCCUCAGACUCCGGAACUCCAAGGAGGAACUGGUGGACAUCCGGUUCCAGUUCCUCCCCAGCAGUGACACGGCCAACGGCGUCUCUCAGGAGUUGGUUUUGGCCGGACUGUUGGACGGCAGGGACUUUGUCAUUGUUGCUGCAAACCUGCAGAAGGUUGUUGACGACCCUCAAGUCAACAAAGACCUGACCUUCAAACUGGUGUCUGCGGCGGGGGCGUCUGAAAUCCCUGAUUGCGAUAAACUGAUUGGGUUCGCUCAUCUCAGUGUCGGCUGACGACGGCGCAGCGCACCCUGGAGGUCUUUUAGAGAAGCUAACAUUCUAUCGAUGUGCUGUAGGAUCAGGUUUCAUUAGACACUGGAGAGUAGAAGCUCCAGAAGAUCUCAACAUUGAGUUCCAGCAACCGAUGCUUUGAUACUAGUGGUUUUCAUGUAGGAACAGAACUAGGACCAGGAUUCUACAGAUCUUGGGUCAAAACACGCGUCUCCAGCCAAAGACAAAUGAAACAACAACAGUCUGUGAGACUGCACUGACGGCCUGGUGGUCAAACGGAAGCAGUUGUUGCAUCACCGUCAGUUAGCUGUGGUUCUGAUGAGCCGCAGGUUAAAUCCGACUCGUUCCGUCUACGCACCGUUACAUUACACAAGCGUAGCCCGUUGAAAUGUGAAGUUGCGCGCCCGGGUUCCGUCCGUAGACAGAACCACGACUCGUUC
Molecule: messenger RNA, 1931 nt
Organism: Cynoglossus semilaevis (tongue sole)
Lineage: Eukaryota; Metazoa; Chordata; Actinopteri; Pleuronectiformes; Cynoglossidae
Product: serine/threonine-protein kinase OSR1-like
Exons: 1
Coding region: 34-1494 (486 amino acids)
Biological process (GO): positive regulation of T cell chemotaxis; peptidyl-threonine phosphorylation; intracellular signal transduction
Cellular component (GO): cytoplasm; cytosol
Molecular function (GO): ATP binding; protein serine/threonine kinase activity
Source: RefSeq, a predicted model, not a curated record